This is a messenger RNA of Aspergillus welwitschiae, 1836 nucleotides long. RefSeq names its product sugar porter family MFS transporter. Gene Ontology annotation, biological process: transmembrane transport. The transcript is spliced from 5 exons. The record is from RefSeq and is a predicted model, not a curated record. Gene Ontology annotation, molecular function: myo-inositol:proton symporter activity. NCBI's taxonomy places the organism in Eukaryota, Fungi, Ascomycota, Eurotiomycetes, Eurotiales, Aspergillaceae. Bases 1 to 1836 code for a protein of 611 amino acids. Gene Ontology annotation, cellular component: membrane.
AUGGGUGACAAGAAAAGCGACCCAGAGAACCCCAUCUCUACGGUUCACCAUCUUGAAUCACCCACCUCCAAUGAAAAGCAAGAUCCAGAGGUGGCCCGAGAUUGGACACGCGAUUUAACCGAGAGCAAGGAUGCCACCACAUCCACAAGAUUGAAGAACCCGCUCGCUGGUCUGACGCGAGAUGAGCUAUUCCGCGAUGUCGAGUCAUUUGCAAGGGACAAGGGUUUGGAGCAUAUUAUGGAUGAGCUGAAAAGAGGCUCCCUUGUAGCACAGGAUCCUAAAGCCUUCGAGUCCCUUGAUGAAUUAUCCGAAAGUGAUAAAGAACUGCUUCGUCGUGAGAAGACACAUCGGUGGAGCCAGCCGUUCAUGAUGUACUUCAUGACAAUUCUCUGUGCUGGGUCCGCAAUCGUCCAGGGCAUGGACCAGACGGCAGUGAAUGGAGCACAAGAGUUUUACUUCGCUGAGUUUAAUCUCACCAAUACCUGGCAGCAAGGGCUCCUGAACGGAGCUCCAUACUUAUGUUCUGCGCUUAUAGGAUGCUGGACAACCGCCCCUCUAAACCGUUGGUUUGGUCGUCGUGGAUGCAUCUUCAUCUCAUGCUUGAUUUCCUUUGCCUCGUCAUUUUGGAUGGCUGCAGCACACACUUGGUGGAACCUACUCUUAGGACGGUUCCUCCUCGGUUUUGCAGUAGGUGCCAAGUCAACAACGACUCCAGUAUACGGAGCGGAGUGCUCUCCAGCCAUAAUUCGCGGGGCUCUAGUUAUGAUGUGGCAAAUGUGGACGGCUUUCGGGAUCAUGCUUGGAUAUAUUGCUUCCGUUGCCUUCAUGGAUGUGACGCACCCCUCAAUCCCCGGUUUCAAUUGGAGAUUGAUGCUUGGUUCAACCGCCAUUCCUCCCUUCUUCGUAUGCAUGCAGGUGUAUUUCUGUCCCGAGUCACCCAGAUGGUAUAUGAUGAGGAAUCGCUAUCAAGACGCUUACAAAGCACUCUGUAAGCUCCGUCCUUCCUCGUUUCAGGCCGCCCGCGACCUCUACUACAUCCACGCGGCACUGCAGGUCGAGGAAAAGCUCCGGGAAGGUAAACAGCUCUGGCGGGAAAUGUUCACCGUUCCUCGCAAUCGACGCGCUGCACAAUCAUCUUUCUUCGUCAUGUUUAUGCAACAAUUCUCGGGAGUAAAUGUGAUAAUGUACUAUUCUUCGAGCAUCUUUGCAAAUGCGGGAUUUGAUAGGCGCAUGGCGUUGGUAACGUCAUUGGGAUGUGGUAUAACGAACUGGAUAUUCGCUCUCCCGGCAGUAUAUACAAUCGAUACGUUCGGAAGGCGGAACCUCCUCCUCACCACAUUCCCAUUGAUGAGCCUAUUCCUGCUCUUCACCGGGUUUUCAUUCUAUAUCCCGGACCAGACCUCACGAACGGCUUGCGUGGCGACAGGCAUCUAUCUUUUCAUGAUCGUGUACUCGCCAGGCGAGGGACCGGUACCUUUCACAUACUCGGCAGAGGCAUUUCCACUAUACAUCCGUGACGUAGGUAUGUCUUUUGCGACUGCAACGACCUGGGGCUUCAACUUCAUCAUCUCGUUGACAUGGCUUCCCUUGCGAGAUGCGUUCAGUGUGCAAGGAGCAUUUGGAUGGUAUGCAGCAUGGAAUGUCUUCGGAUGGAUCUUUUGCUAUUUCUGUUUACCCGAGACCAAAGCACUGUCGCUUGAGGAACUGGAUCAGGUGUUCUCGAUCCCGACAAGAAAGCAUAUCAAGCAUUAUGCCGAAAUGCUGCCAUGGUAUGUGAGGAAAUAUAUCUUGCGAGGAGACGUGCCGCCUCAGAAGCAGUUGUAUGAUUAUGAGUAG